AUGCAGGUUGUUGUAGCCUAUAGUUGCAAUGUUGAUGAUGCUAAAUUCAUCGAUUGCAUCGACACUAGAUCGAAGUUGAUUUUUCUAUCUAAAUCAAAUAAACACUACAACGAGAAGGGAUAUCAAAAUACCGCACUAAGACGACGAACAAAGAAACGUCGCACUUGGAUGACUAAAUCACAAACAAAACGAGAAAAGAAAAAUCAGAUAUAUAAUAAUAAGAAGAAAGUUAAUAGAAAGUAUAUACCAGAUGACAUUUCCAUCUCCAUUCUCUCUAAACUUCCUAUUAAAUCUCUCAAACGCUUCUCUUGCGUUUCCAAAUCUUGGUCUCUUUUCCUUCAAAACCCUAAUUUCAUCAGCAUCUUCCGCAACUAUUUCCUAUCCAAUUCUGAUCCACUCGACGAUGACGACGUCUAUCUCGUCUUUGACUGGGAUGCCGAACAACACGAAAUGAUGUCUUUCCUUUCUGGCGAGAGACUUCAGAAUGUGGAAUAUUUGGCUCCACCAACUGUAUAUGACUAUUACCGUUUUCUUUUUCAUAGUUUAGGUACUGCUAUUAAUGGCAUUGUUUGUAUCUAUAUUAAUGGUGUUCAUGAAAAGGCAGUAUUGUGGAAUCCAACUACUACGGAAACUUAUGUCGUCCCUUCUGGCCUUGCUGAGCUUCGACAGGAUGGCGCCAAUUGCUAUAUUUUUCAUGGAUUUGGUUAUGACCCUGUUGCUGAUGACUACAAGAUCAUUCAGCAUGUGCAUUUUAGUUUAUUUGGUUAUCCUUUCUCAAUUGAACACAAGGAUAACACCUUCUGGGAGAUAUAUAGUCUAAGAACUAACUCGUGGACACAACUCGAUUUUCUUAUGCCAACUCGUCACUUAAGAUCUGUAGGUACCGAGUUGUACUUGAAUGGGAUGUGUCAUUGGUGGGGGAAAACUCCUUAUGAGGCUUAUGUUGUGUCAUUCAACUUGAGUAAUUACGAGUUUUUCAUUACACCCUUAGAUAUGCAUGCUAAUUUUCGUUUUAAUUUGGUGGUGUUAAAUGGAUCACUUGCUAUGAUCUCAAACGUUAAAAACACCACGUUUUAUGUCAUAUCAAUUUUGGGUGAAAUCGGUGUUAAGGAAUCAUGGAUUAGACUAUUCGAAGUUGACGUCAUGUCUUGUGUUAAUAGACCUCUUACAAUCGGAUACAAGGGCAAUCUAUUUUUCUUAAAAAAAGAUGGUAAAGCAGCUUGUUUUGAUUUAACUACCGGAGUGUUUGAAGAUAUUGAUUCUCACAGAGGAGGACUUAUUGGUCAAAUUAUAGUUUACAAGAAAAACCUUCGUCCAAUUGGAGGAAUAAACAAUGAUUAGUCUAGUGAUGGGUCUAGUUAGGAAAUAAUAUUUGUUUGUCUUUACCAGUUUUAUUUUAAUGCUUACUCUCUUUCUAUGGCAUAUUGGACUGGUUUUAUUUCUAUUGUAUAG
This is a messenger RNA of Cicer arietinum (chickpea), 1452 nucleotides long. Its product is annotated as putative F-box protein At3g16210. Lineage: Eukaryota; Viridiplantae; Streptophyta; Magnoliopsida; Fabales; Fabaceae. Gene Ontology annotation, molecular function: protein binding. The record is from RefSeq and is a predicted model, not a curated record.